This is a messenger RNA of Paramecium primaurelia, 7221 nucleotides long. Lineage: Eukaryota; Ciliophora; Oligohymenophorea; Peniculida; Parameciidae. The record is from the annotation of a GenBank genome assembly.
AUGAAUAAAUAAUUCAUCAUAUUAACAUUUUUGCUUGCCUUAGCAACAAGUCAAACUUACAGUAUAACAUCAUGCACAUGUGUACAGUUGUUAUCAGAAGCAGAUUGUAUAAAAAAUGUAUCACUUGGAUGUUCUUGGGAUAGCACAAAGAAAUCUUGUGCAGUUUCAACUACUCCAGUCACUCCAACAGUGACUUAUGCAACAUAUUGUGAAAGCUUUGCAGAAGCAGAUUGUCCAAAAGCUAAACCUUGUACAGAUUGUGGUAGUUAUGCUGCCUGUGCCUGGGUUGAAGGAAAAUGCUCACAUUUCACAGGAUGCACAGCCUUUUCAAAAACAACAGAUCCUGAAUGUUAAGCAAUAAGUAAUAGAUGUAUUACAGAUGGAACUCAUUGUGUUGAACUUGAUGCUUGUAGUACAUACAAGAAACAACUUCCUUGUGUCAAAAAUGCCUCAGGAAGAUUGUGUUAUUGGGAUACAACAAAUAAUACUUGUGUAGAUGCUAAUGCUUGUGAUAGAUUACCAAUUACAUUUGUUACAGAUAAAGAAUGUAGAGAUGUAAUAUCAACUUGUACUACAAAGACUGGAGGUGGAUGUGUUGAUAGUGGAAAUAAUUGUAGUGAUUAAACAUUAGAAAUUUAAUGUGUUUGGAAUAAAUUAAGAUCAAUGGCAUGUUAUUGGGAUGGAGCAGCAUGUAAAGAUAGAAUUUGUGACAAUGCACCAACAACAUUAACAACUGAUGAAACAUGUAAAACCUUUAGAACUGAUGGAACAUGUACAACUAAACCUAAUGGAGGAUGUAUUACUAGAACUACUUGUGCAGCUGCAACUAUCUAAGCUGCUUGUAUUAAAAAUAGUUCAGGUGGUGAUUGUUAUUGGACUGGAACUGCAUGUGUUGAUAAGAUAUGUACAAAUGCACCAACUACUAUGACAACUAAUUCUGCUUGUGCUGGAUUUGUAACAGGAUGAAUUACUAAAUCAGGUGGAGGUUGUGUAUCUAAUGGAGCUUGUUCAGCUGCAAAUGUCUAAGCAGCUUGUGUUAAAAACUCUUCAGGAACUGAUUGUAUUUGGGAUACAACAUGUAAAGAAAAGACUUGUGCUAAUGCACCAACAACUAAUAAUACUCACGAAUUGUGUACAUCAUAUUUACUAACAUGUACAGUUAAAGCAGGAGGUGGAUGUUAACCUAGAAGUUGUACAAACGCCCCAACAACAUUAACAACAAAUGAUGCAUGUGAAGCAUAUUUACCAAAUAAUAAUUGUAUAACAAAGACAGGAGGUGGAUGUGUAACAAAUACUACAUGUUCAUUAAUUACUUUAGAAGCUGCUUGUAUCAAAAAUUUUUAUGGAGCUACUUGUUUCUGGGAUACUUCAAGUUCAGGUUGCAAAGAUAAGAUUUGUACAAAUGCACCAUCAACUACUAAUACUCAUGAUUUAUGUGUUGCCUUUUUAUCAAAUUGUACAGUAAAUUCAACCAAUUCUGGUUGUGUAGAAAAAACAUGCGAAAAUUCUUUGGUAUAAACUAUUUGUGAUAAAGAUUUGAAUAACAAAGCUUGUAUUUGGAAAGGAAAAUGUUAUAAAAAAGAAUGUGUAUUAGCUUCAUCAACCACAGCAACUCAUCAAGAUUGUUAAACUUAUGAUUCUAGUUGUACUUUGAGUAAUACUGGUGCUGGAUGUGUUCCUAUUCCACUUAAAUGUGAAGCUAUUACUAUAGAAUCUGCUUGUAAUGUGAGAUUAUAAGUUACAAAUGGAGUUAGAUCAUACUAAGCAUGUGGUUGGAAUGGUUCGUAAUGUAUGGAUAAAGCUUGUUCAACUGCUCCUAGGUCAUCAUAAACAACUGAAGAAUGUAAUAAUUACAAAUCAGGUUGUGUUGCCAAUAAUCCAGUUAAUGGAUCAAUAUCAGGAUGUUAAGAUUUACCAACAACUUGUGCUGCUAGAAGAUCAAAUGAAAAUUGUUAAAUUUCAAGAAAUGGAUUGCCAACAUGUUUAUGGAAUACUGCUACAUCUGUAUGUGUUGAGAAGACUUGUGCAACUGCUAGUGUUGUAGGAUUACUAGGAUCACUAGAAACAAUUAAUUUUGAUAAUUGUUAAAGUUAUAUAUCAAUAUGUACUGCAACUAAUGCUGAUGGAUAAUGUACUAACACUUCAAGACCAUGCAUUUCAAACAAUGACUCAAAUGCUUGUGUGGUCAAACCAUCAAGCUGUUCAGGCUUAAAUUCUUCAAAUUGUAACAGAGGAUCAAAGGCAAAUGGUGAUUGUUAUUGGAAUGGUACUAAUUGUGUUGAUAGAAUUUGUACAAAUAUUUCAUUAAAUACUCAUAUUGGUUGUCAAGGUUAAUUAGAUAGAUGCACAGUUAACAAUAACGGAUCAGCUUGUUAAAAUUUAGCCACAGCUUGUACUUCUUACGGAUCAGCUGAAAAUUGUAAAAUUCUAUCAAAUGGAAAAAGUUGCAUAUGGACUGGAUCAGCUUGUAGAAAUGCAACUUGUGCUGAUGCAACGGAUAGUGAAUCCUUUGCUACUGAUGAUUAAUGUUAUCGUUAUCCAACACCUACUGAAACUUGCACAGUUAUAUUAAAAACAGCAGGAUUAGGAUGUGUGCCAAGAUUAGCUAAUUGUAGUGAUUAUCAGUCACAAGCUUAAUGUUAUAGAACUUUAACAGCCAGCGAAGAUGAUUGUACUUGGAAUUCCUAUUUUAACAAAUGUUUUUCUAAUUCAUAUCUCUCAGGUGCAUGCUCAACAUUCAGAGGAACAAAAACGUAUUGUGAAUAAUUGAAACCAGGUUGCACUAAUUUGGUAAAUGCUACUGAUACAGAUGCUUGUUCUUUCUCUUGUGCCCUUAUAACUGGAUUAUCAAGUCCAAAUAAUACUCAUGACUAUUGUUAAAGCGUUAGUAAUAAUUGUACUAUUAAUGCUGCUGGAGAUGCUUGCAGAUAAAUUUUAGCAUAUUGCUCUAGCUAUUUUACCGAAGCUGAUUGCACAUUAAACACAGGUGGCUAGAAAUGUUAUUGGUUUUCUGUAGGUGAACUUUGUUUUGACGUGUCUGCUUCUAAUUGCAAUCUUAUAGCUUCAUUAUCAAGUCCAAAUAAUACUCAUGACUAUUGUUCAAGUUAUAGUGCUGAGUGCACUAUUAAUGAUGCUGGAAAUGCAUGUAUUGCCUAUUUACAAAAUUGCAGUAGCUAUUAAGCAUAAAACAAUUGCAUAAAAAAAAAUAAUGGUAAGAGAUGUUUAUGGAAUUCAAAUUUAUCUCCUGCUGUUUGUUAAGACAUAUCAUCAGCAAAUUGUGAUGCUUUAUCCCCAUUGUCAAAUCCAAAUAAUACUCAUGAAUUUUGUUAAAGCUUUAGUGCUGAAUGCUAAAUUAAUGCUGAUAGUAAUGCUUGCAAAACAAUGGAAAUAUCAUGCGCUAGCUAUUUAACCUAAAGUAAUUGUGCAUUUAGAAGGAAUGGUGAUAGAUGUUAUUGGAAGGAAAGUACUACUACUUGUUUAGAUAUUACAUCAUCAAAUUGUGAAGAGGUUAUUUUAGACACAUAUAAGUUUCAUUAAAUUUGUUAAUUUUAUAGUAAAAGUUGUACUAUAAAAGCUGAUGAAACUACAUGCAGAGUAAUGUAAGUAAAUUGCAGUAGCUAUACAGUUUAAGCUGAUUGUACAUUAAAAAUUAAUCUUAAAAAGUGUUAUUGGAAUUAAAAUGCUUCUCCUGCUGCUUGUUAAGAUAUUACAUCAGCAAAUUGUAAUCUUCUUGCUUCUUUGGCAGAUCCAAAUAAUACUCAUAAUUUUUGUUAAAGCUAUAGUGAUGAAUGCACAAUUAAUUCUUCUGGAAAUGCAUGUGUCGCUCUUACAUGCGAAACAGCCCAAGUUGCAAAUCCAAGUUGGACUAACUGUCAAGCCUAUAAUAGUCAAUGCAGUGUGAAGAGAGAUGGAAGUGGUUGUAUUACAAUACAAGGACAAUGUUCAGGAUAUACAGGAACAAUGGCCAAUUGUUAUAGAUCAACUGCUGGAUUUUGUACUGCUGAUAGCAAUGAUUCUACUUGUCAAUCUAUAACAAAUACAACUACUUGUGAAGCAAUAAAAUUAGGAUCAUUUACUUUUAAUGACACAAUAUGCAAUUAAUUGAAACCUGGUUGUAUAGCACUACAAGACAAUUCAGGGUGUUAAGCCAAGACAUGUGCUAAUAAAACUGCACCAUUUACUCAUGCAGCUUGUAAUACUUGGUUACCUACUUGUACUGCCAAUUUAGUUACAUCACCAACUGCAUGCACAACGAUGCCAACCACAUGUGCGACUUUAAGUACAACAGCUUGCGUUUGGGCAGUUGAAGGUGCAUGUAUUGCCAUAGGAUCAUCUUGUGUCAGAAGGACUUGUGACACAGCUACCCCAGCUGCAAGCUUUACUACUAAUGCUCAAUGUACUGCUCAUCUUUCCACAUGCACAGUUGCAAGAGUAGGAGGUUGUUAACCUAGAGCUGCUUGUUCAACAUAUAAAUCUAGACAUUAAUGUAAAUUCAAUACAACUGGUGGUAGAUGUUUCUGGAAUGCAACAAAUUUGACUUGUGUUGAUUUCAGUUGCGGUAACAUUGAAUAAACAUCUUUAUAUGAUACACAUUCUAAAUGCGCUUUAGCUGAUUCAACAUGUACAGUUAGAGCUACUAAUGGAGCAGCUGUUCCUGGUUGUAUGGCUAGAGGAGGAUGUAGUUCUUAUUAAAUUGAGGAUUAAUGCAACAGAAAUGCCACUGGAGGUGUUUGUGUUUGGAACACAAAUUUAGCCUAAGCAGCAUGUUAAGAUAAAUCAUGCAGUACUGCCCCAACUGCAACAGCAACACAUGAUGAUUGUAAUACCUAUUUCUCGACCAACACAAUUAGAUGCACAGUAGUUGCUACACCAGAUGCAAAUGGUGGUGCACCAGUUCUAGGAGGCUGUCAAUAAACAGCAGCUUGUGCUAUUUACAUUCAUUAAGAAUAAUGUAAAUUCAAUGCUACUGGAGAUGCUUGUGGAUGGAAUGGUACUUAAUGUGCAGAUAAGUCAUGUGCUACUGCACCUGCAACUGCUGAUUAUGAUGAUAAUGAUAAAUGUAGAGCUUAUUUCAAUAAUAAAUGUACAGUUGCAGAAUCAGGAUAAGGAUGUGUUGAUAUACCAGAUACAUGUGAAACUAUGAUAGAAAAAUAAUGUGUUACUGAUAAAUCUGGUAGAUUAUGCUAUUGGAAUGGUACAGCUUGUAUUACAAGAUCUUGUGAUAAUGCUCCAGAAGCAACAGCUACUGCUGAUGAAUGUAACACUUAUUUGGCUGGAUGUACUUUAGAUUAAUUAGUAAAAUGUAAGACAAAAGUUUGUGAAGAUUUUGCUUUUGCCACUGAUGCCUUAUGUAGAUAAGCCGUAAGUACAUGUACCACAAAUGGCACAAAUUGUGUCACAAGAGGAACAUGCUUCUAAGCUAUGAGCUAAGCUGGUUGUGUUACUUCAGCAACAAAUCAAUAAUGUGAAUGGAUGCCAGCUGUAGGAAAUAAUUAAGCAUAUUGUACAAUAAAGACAUGUAAUACUGCUCCAAAUACUUUAACUUCUGAAGCAGCAUGUGCAGGUUAUUUCACUAAUUGUACUACAAAGAAUGGAGGUGGAUGUAUUACUAAAUCAACUUGUGCAGCUGUUACUAUUGAUGCUGCUUGUACAACUGCUCUUAAUGGAACUAUUUGUGCUUGGGAUAGUACAUAAAAUAGAUGCAGAGAUAAAGAUUGUUAAGAUUUUAGUGGAACUACUCAUGCUGCAUGUUAAGGUUAAAGAGCUGGAUGUACUGCUGGAGCUAAUGGAAAAUGUGCUAGAGUUUAAAAUUGUGAAUAAACUACAUUGAGAAGUGCAUGUAUUGAAGGAACAAAUGGCCCAUGUUUAUGGGUUAAUGACUUUGUUAACUCUGAUGGAUCUACAGGAGCUUGCUUCAGAUAUACUUCAUGCAAGAGUUUGAAUUGGAAUUCUGAUACAUAAUGUAAAUGGAUAAGUAAAUAAUGUACAACUAAUGGAUCUAAUUGUGUUGGUAUUACUUUAUGUUCUGAAACUAAUACUGAUGGUGGAUGUGUUACAGGAUAUGAUGGAGCUUGUAUAUAAUCAGUACCAGCUUUGAAUUCUUCUGAUCCAAAGGUUUGUAAACCAUAUACAUCUUGUGCUGAUGCUUUCUAUACAACUCAUUCAGAUUGUCAAAUUGCUAGUAGUAAAUGUACAACAAAUGGAACUACUGGUUGUAUUGCAUUAGGUGCUUGUUCAUCUUAUACUUCAUAAGCAGGAUGUUAUUUCAAUGAUAAAGGUGUUAUUUAUACAUCUGGAGUCAUAACUUCAACUGGUAUUUGUACAUGGGAUACAACAGCUAAUAGUUGCAGAGAUUAAUCAUGUGCUGAUUUGACUGGAACAAAUCAUGCAGCAUGUUCUUCAUAAUUAUCAACAUGUACAUCUGAUGGAACAACUUGUUUACUCAAAGGAGCAUGUUCAUCAUACACAACUUAAACUUCUUGUACAACUGCUGUUGGAUCUGAUGGUAUUUGCUAUUGGGAACUUGCAUCUGCUACAAAUAAUAACACAGCUAAAUGUAGAUUAUUAACUUGCCCUGAUAUUUAAAAUGGUACAGCCACUAAUGUUUGUUCAGUAGCUUUGUCAUCAUGUGUUUCAGAUGGAACAGUUUGUAUUACAAAAGCUAAUUGCUCAGCCUAUAAAACUAAGACAGCAUGUAAUUCAGGUGGAUUAGAUGGUAUUUGUGUAUUCACUUAAUCAACUGCUACAGGAGCUGUUGCUGGUACUGGAACUUGUGCAUUAAUGACAGCAUGUACCACUGCUAAUAAUGAUUAAGUUGCUUGUUAAUAAGCUAGAGAUAGAUGUUCAUGGACUGCAGCAUCAGGAACUGGUGCAACUGCUGUUGCUAGUAAAUGUACUACACAUACUUGUGCUACCAAUUAAGCUACAAAUGGAGCUUGUACAAGAUUCUUAAAUUGGGAUAGAAAGACUUAAUAAGUUUGUACACUUGUUAGUGGAACAUGUACAGCAACAGACCCAUCAACUUUAUCAUCAAAUGAUUGUUUCUUGGUUUCUGGAUAUACAUAUACAUGGAAUGCAUCAACAAGCAAAUGUGGAGUUUGCACUGCACCUGUUGUUUAACCAAAUACUACAGUAAAUAACACCAAUAAUUAAACAAAAACAACAGAUUCAGGAUACAUUCUUGGAUUAUCAACAAUCAUUUUUGGAUAUCUCAUUUUCUGA